Molecule: messenger RNA, 832 nt
Organism: Anarrhichthys ocellatus (wolf-eel)
Lineage: Eukaryota; Metazoa; Chordata; Actinopteri; Perciformes; Anarhichadidae
Gene: cks2
Product: CDC28 protein kinase regulatory subunit 2
Exons: 3
Coding region: 93-323 (76 amino acids)
Molecular function (GO): cyclin-dependent protein serine/threonine kinase regulator activity
Source: RefSeq, a predicted model, not a curated record
UUCGUUAUUGCUAAGUUAGUGAGCUAAGCUACUUCACAUCAACCGAAACGGCUCUCUGGACUUCAGCUUUGACUGCUAUCAUCGACGGGAAAAUGUCAAAAAAACAGAUUUACUACUCUGACAAGUACAACGACGAGGAGUUUGAAUACAGACAUGUGGUGCUUCCAAAGCAGCUGUCUAAAUUGGUGCCCUCCGCCCACCUGAUGGCAGAAGACGAGUGGAGGGGACUCGGGGUGCAACAGAGCCAGGGUUGGAUUCACUACAUGAUACACAAACCAGAGCCACACAUACUGCUUUUCAGAAGACCUCUCCCAAAGGAUUAAAUGGAAACCUGUAAAGUGCCUGCUAUCAUCUUUGCUGAUUUGUAUUGUCUAUGAACCAUACAUCCUUCAUACCAUCUACAUAUGUUCUAAUGUAUUGUGUAGAAAAUCCUUAGUUGUAUUGUGUCUUUUGUCCUUUCAAACUCCCUCAAUUUUUAGAGGCAACGAGAGGCAAUCGGCUUGAUUCCACUGUGAAUGAUAACCUUAUAAACAAUAUGAAAGUGAAAGUUUGCCUGUCAAGUGUACAUUUUAAUACAUUUUUUAAAUGUCUUUUGAUGCCAUUUUUAUGAUGAUUUAUUUACUGAGUAUCGGGCAGGCAUAGUUUUUAGUUUUUUUUUUUUCCUUUCCUCAAGCCCAUUACUUUUCCAAAAGAGCUUUCUAUGUUUUUCCUGUUCUUUAAACUUGUGUUUGUGUCAUGUACAUAAUAUUAUUUCAAGAUGUUAUAAAUGUUGACUGAGUCAUGGUUGAUUCAACACUUUCUUUGUUGCUGAAAGAACAAAUUAAAUGUACUU